GGGCCUGCCGUUGGCUCAGGCUGUGAUCGUAGUAAAUAGAUUGUCUAGGGCAGAGGUGACAGUUGGCGCUGCAGCUGCAGGAGGAGAAGGAGCAGCGCAGAGACAGCUGACUGGAUGACCAUGGAGAAUCAUGUGUUUGAGUCUGUAGAGGAGAAGACCUUUCAGUACCAGGGGUCGCUGCCUCCACUCCCAGUUCCUUCCCUUGAAGAGUCUUUGUCGAAAUACUGCGACUCAGUAAAACCAUUUUUAAAUGAACAAGAAUACGAGAAUACUUGUAGAAUUGUGAAGAGUUUUGAGAAUGGAAUAGGCAAAGAACUUCACCAAAAACUAUUAGAAAGGGCAAAAACAAGAAAGAACUGGCUGGAGGAAUGGUGGCUGAAUGCGGCAUACCUUGAUGUGCGGAUGCCUUCUCAACUCAAUGUCAACUUUGGUGGUCCUGCCCCUUACCUGGAGCACUACUGGCCACCCAAACUUGGCACCCAGCUAGAGAGGGGAUCCUUAGCAACAUGGCUAACACUGAAAUUCUGGGAUCUCAUCAGGAGGGAGAAACUGGGCAUUCACAAGUCACAAAAUGCUCCGCUGGAUAUGUCCCAGUUUCAGAAUUUGUUUAACACCUGCAAGAUUCCUGGCGUGACCAGAGACUCAAUUGCCAAUUACUUUAAGACUGAGAGUGAAGGCAGCUGUCCCUCCCACCUCGUUGCCAUGUGCAGAGGCCGAAUCUUCACCUUUGAAGCUGUGCAUGAAGGCCAGAUCCUCUCUGCGCCGGAGAUACAAAGACAACUUUCAUAUGUUCAAAACCUAUGCCAGAGUGAACAAGAUGGGAUUGGACUGUCUGCUCUAACCACGGAGGAGAGGACACGCUGGGCUCAGUCUCGUGACCACCUCAUUAGCCUCGACCCAAAGAAUUUGUCCCAUCUGGAGCAGAUACAGAGCAGUUUGUUUGUUGUGUCUAUUGAUGACGAAUGUCCUCAUGGAACACCUGAAGAUUAUAGCCAGAUUGCAAGGCUUGCUGUUGCCGGUGACCCAACCAUUCGCUGGGGGGAUAAAUCUUACAACUUCAUCUUAUGGCGCAAUGGGGUGUUUGGCUCCAAUUGUGAUCAUGCACCAUUUGAUGCCAUGGUGCUCGUAGAAAUGUGUGACUACAUUGAUCAGAACAUCAAAGCUUGUGAGGGGCGCUGGAAGGGCUCACCUGUAGUUCGGGACCUGGCACGUCCUGAAGAGCUAGUCUUUACUGUGGAUCAGAAGGUCAUCAAUGACAUCGCUGCUGCUAAAGCGCAGUAUCACACUCAGGCUUCUGACUUACAGAUAGCCAACUACGCCUUUAUGUCGUUUGGGAAGGCCCUGGUGAAGAAGGAGAAGCUCCACCCAGACACCUUUGUCCAGCUUGCACUCCAGCUGGCAUUUUACAAACUUCAUGGGCGCCCCGGUUGCUGUUAUGAAACGGCUACAACCAGAAUAUUCCAUCACGGCCGCACGGAGACCAUGAGACCCUGCACAAUGGAAGCAGUGGACUGGUGCCGCGCCAUGCUGGAUCCUAUGUCCAAUCUUGCUCAGCGCCAGGAAUUAAUGCUCCGAGCGUUUGCAAAGCAUAACAAAAUGAUGAGGGAAUGCCAGAACGGGAAAGGAUUUGACCGUCACCUCUUGGGUCUUCUCCUCAUUGCAAAAGAGCAAGGAAUUGCUGUCCCGGAGCUCUACAACGACCCGGCUUUCACAAAAAGUGGGGGAGGCGGCAACUUUGUUCUGUCCACUAGUCUUGUUGGCUAUACCAAUGUCCACGGAGCUGUAGUUCCCAUGGUACACACUGGAUAUGGCUUUUUCUACAGGAUCCGAGAUGACCGGUUUGUAGCAGCCUGCACUGCUUGGAAGUCCUGCCCUGAGACUGACGCGGAACAACUCUGCCGGACGGUGUUCCAGAACUUUACAGAGAUGCUCCAUCUGAUGCACAGUGCUCGCCUGUAAUUGGCAAUGACGAAAUUACACAUGUGAACAAGGA
This is a messenger RNA of Pseudophryne corroboree (corroboree frog), 1993 nucleotides long. RefSeq names its product carnitine O-octanoyltransferase (gene CROT). The record is from RefSeq and is a predicted model, not a curated record. Gene Ontology annotation, molecular function: carnitine O-octanoyltransferase activity. Gene Ontology annotation, cellular component: peroxisome. Lineage: Eukaryota; Metazoa; Chordata; Amphibia; Anura; Myobatrachidae. The coding region runs from base 115 to 1959 and encodes 614 amino acids. The transcript is spliced from 17 exons.